Messenger RNA from Tilletiaria anomala UBC 951, 1191 nucleotides. RefSeq lists its product as uncharacterized. Gene Ontology annotation, cellular component: cytoplasm; mitochondrion. The annotation marks the transcript as partial. Gene Ontology annotation, molecular function: 2 iron, 2 sulfur cluster binding. The transcript is spliced from 2 exons. Gene Ontology annotation, biological process: iron-sulfur cluster assembly. The record is from RefSeq and is a predicted model, not a curated record. NCBI's taxonomy places the organism in Eukaryota, Fungi, Basidiomycota, Exobasidiomycetes, Georgefischeriales, Tilletiariaceae.
GGUGUUCUCUAGCAUGCAUAAAGUGCUUACAACGAUGGCUAUUCGCUUUCCCAAUACCGCACUGCUACGCCGCACGGCGGCCGAGCUCCCGUCGCUGAUGCUAGCAGCGUCUGGGUCCGCAGAUCCAUCCGCCCACACCGCGCGCCACUUUGCUCUCUCCGCUCAAUUACAGCGUUCCACUGAGCCGAUCAUGUUGUCCUCUUCGCUCCGGGCUUCGAGAUCAAGAGCACAUAGGCUUGUAUGUCAACAAUGCGGCUGGCUACAAGCGCCUGCGAGUGCACAAAUCUCGAAAGCGGACAACGGCAGCCGGCUAAGCUUCAUCACCCGCUCGCGCCCAUUUGCGUCAUCCGCCACAUCCUGGAAGCCGCAUGCUUCGUCUGCCAAUGCAGCUCCUACAGUAACAGUCAAUAGUUCAUCGCAACAGCCGUAUAUCGCCAUCAACCCCUUGUCGUCAGGGUCAGAGGUCUUCCCCUUGUCCAUACCGCUCAGAGCAAACGACAUUAAUCUACCAACGGAGGCAUCCGUGGACGCUGGCGCGUCAUCAUUAAGAGCCAGCACAGACAAGACGUCGCCUGCGUGUGCUACGCUAUCGCCGAGCAGUCCAAGUGCUCCAAAGUCUCAGCAGAGCCCAUCUCAGCAGCAGAGGGCAGAGGAAGCCAAGGCUGCUGCAAAAGGAGCAGCAAAAACGUCAAUAUCGCCUUCAGAGAGCUUCAGCCGUAGAGGGGGCGCAGCCUUCCGGGCAAAGAAGGCUGCACUGAGCAUUACGGAGCAAGCCGUUGUAAGGUUACGCGCGCUCUCCGAGUCGCCCUCAGGGCCCAAGCUGAUCCGCAUUGGCGUGCGCAACAAAGGAUGCGCCGGCAUGAGCUACCACCUGGAAUAUGUCUCUCCAGAGCAAGCGGGCAAGUUCGAUGAGAAAGUCGAACAGGAUGGCGUCCAGGUACUGAUCGACAGCAAGGCGCUGUUCAGUAUCAUUGGAAGCGAGAUGGACUGGAAGGAUAACAAGCUUUCCUCAAAGUUCAUCUUCAACAAUCCCAACGUCAAGGAAGCCUGUGGCUGCGGAGAAUCCUUUUUGACAUAGAAUAAACGACACAACGAGCCCAUGCGGCGACACAUUGCUACAUAAGCGUUGUCUAAUUGAUGACCCUGUGUGCUGGAUUCUGUAUGCUACAAUUUGAACGUUUGCAACCUGCC